This is a messenger RNA of Pocillopora meandrina, 1750 nucleotides long. The record is from the annotation of a GenBank genome assembly. Lineage: Eukaryota; Metazoa; Cnidaria; Anthozoa; Scleractinia; Pocilloporidae.
AAUCUAUAGAAAUUUGAAUAACGAGCAGACUAGUACCGCCGAAGGGCAAAUACGCACAUUAUGGUGUCAACCAUAAUUAGCUUUCAAUUUCGAUUUUAGCCAAGGUAAAUAUUUUACCCGAACUUCUGUUCUUUGUAAAAUUGUUACCAGGUCUUCUCGAGAGUAAAAGACAAAGAACGCUGUCAUAGGAAAGUGCUGGAUUCUCGCUGCCCACAAGUUGACAAACAGAGCUUUACAAACUCGCAGUCAUGUAAAUAUGACUCAUGGCUCUUCUGUUUACUCCCACGCCUUGAUUUCCGAGAUAAUUUCUCACCGAAGCGGAAAUCCACAAGCCCUUGUAGCGCAAACAGCCAGCCACGAAUAUUCCAAAGCGACUGUGCCUAUCUCGGCUUGCCCGUACAUUGACUGCGAUACUAAAGUGCGGUAAUCUGUUUGUUUGAUUGGACACUUCUCUUUAGAUCUGGUUUGUAAUAACAGUAUUAGAGACACUGCUUCACUUGAGACCUUUGUUUUGGUGUAACAAAGCGAUUUCCAAUGAAGCCUACGAUGGUUUUGACUGACGAAGACAUCCAACGAAUUAGAGAGUCUUUGGCUAAGACACUCACACCUCGUCAUAAAAUUGUUAUCGCCCCAUGCUUGGCUGAGGUAUUAGUUUACAAGAUUCGGCUCAGCAUUCUACGACGACCAACUAAAGAGAAAUGGAGUACUGUCGGCCGAGGAGUAAUUGCUUUAAUCUACAAUACCGACAGCCUUGGCCAAAGGAUUGAAGUCUGUUUGACCUCCCUGAAAACACGCGCAGUUGUGUGGAAAGAGACGGUAGUUGCAGACUUAACAAGGAUCGAGUCACCUCAGCCAACUUUUCACACUUUUAAUAGUACUAAAAACUUUAAUGAAAAGGCCGGGAUUCGCUACGAAAAUGAAACAAUUGCGAGACUUGUUCUUCGGGCUCUGAGCGUGUUUUCUUCUCAAUCAAAAUCGCUCAGUAAAGAUGCAUCAAAAGUAUCUGGACAUAAGCCGGCUUCAAGGUCACACUCGUUCAAUGUCGCCCCGAGACCAAGGCAUCCUCGCGCUCACGAAUCUGCUUUUGAAAGGUGUACAGUUGCCUUAUCGAAUAUUCAGAUACAGCAAGUGUUCAGCACCGAAGGACGACAAUUAGCCGAACGACAAACAGCGACACUGUUUGAAGGAAAGACUGCGUCGCAAGAAAACAAUCGACGUCUCGUCUCUAUAACUGAGGGGUGCGAGAAAACCAUGAACGACAUCAGCCGCUUUGAAAACCCAUCCAACAAACUUUUCACCUGCCAACCGCGGCCCGUGCACCGCAGUUUAAGUUUGGUAAGGCGAUGUACAGAACCUGUGUUUAAGAAAAGAGACUUGAUGGUCACCGAUUUAUGUACAACCGAACUUUAAAUAAGUUGAAAUCCCUUAGGAAAAAUAGAAACGCUAAAUAUGAACGACAGAAAUUUUAAACGCUGCCAUGAAAUAUGUUGUGACGGUACUGAUGUAAGUUCAAGAGCUUUGAUUUGUUAAGGAGUACAUUGCGUUGUCGACGGCGUGAAAUUUAAUAUUCAAAAUAUGAUCAUGUUAAACUCUGCGUGAAUGGAAACCUAGAAGACUUCAUAAUGCAGAAAAGAUUAACUGAGCAAUUAAGGAAGGAUUUAUAAUAUCUACAGAAAGAUUAGAUCAGUUUCAGAUUGUGUACAGAAAUUCUUUCCUCAAGUUAAUUUAUUGAGAAAAAUAAAGCUGCUGG